Thrips palmi is the source of this 884-nucleotide messenger RNA. RefSeq lists its product as uncharacterized. The record is from RefSeq and is a predicted model, not a curated record. NCBI's taxonomy places the organism in Eukaryota, Metazoa, Arthropoda, Insecta, Thysanoptera, Thripidae. Bases 96 to 869 code for a protein of 257 amino acids. Gene Ontology annotation, molecular function: protein binding. The transcript has 2 exons.
UCCCGACACCGCUUCAUCCAACGUGGGCCGCACUCAAGACUUCGAGCGCUUUCCCAGGAGACUUCAUCCUCGACCACUGUCGGAACCUGACGGUCAUGGAGUCCUUGCGGAAGUCUCCAAAAGCUGCUGCGGACGGCCAAACCAUGGCGAAGGAAGAAGUCCCGUCGCAGGGGCCAAACGAAGAGACGUCGCUGCUGUCGCUGCCGGACGACGACCUGCUGAGCGUGCUGGAGUACCUGAGCACGCCAGACCUGCUGUCCUGCCGGGCGGUGUGUCAUCGCUUGCGGGACGUCGCUCUUCGGUCGGAGCUGUGGCGGCGACGCAGCAUGGACUUCGAGCAACGCGACGUCUCCACCGCAAGCCUCCGGCCCGCCGUUCUGCGCGUGGCUCCGUGUGCCUCCCGCCUGUACAUGUGGUUUGAUGGCGACAGCGACGCGCUCGGCACGCUGGCCGCCACGACCAGGUGCGCGGCGGCCGAGCUGAUCCUCGACGUGGACAACGACCCCUCGCGGCAGGUUGCGGCCAAACUCGCGAUCCGCAACCAGGCGGCGCUGGGGAUGCUGAGGACUCUGGACGUGCGCGUGGUGGCCCACAAAUCCAACGACGGCCACGCCGCGGACCUGCUGGCGGAGGUCUUCUCUACCCAGGGCCUGACCCGGUUGGUCGUGUGGGUAGUCGGGAUGGUGCAGUGGCCCGUGGGGGCUGGGCCCGCGCCGCUGAUCCCGGCGUCCAUCAAGGAGGUGGAUCUCUCUAACGUGGAUCCCCGCUUCGUGCACCGCGUGCUGCGCUCGCACGCCGCACUAUGGGUCAGAAUCAGAAAAACCUUUGCAAAAUGUCUACCAUGGAAACGAUUUGAGUUAUCGAUGUGAAAUUGCUGUGAGGGG